Penicillium bovifimosum is the source of this 273-nucleotide messenger RNA. RefSeq lists its product as uncharacterized. The record is from RefSeq and is a predicted model, not a curated record. NCBI's taxonomy places the organism in Eukaryota, Fungi, Ascomycota, Eurotiomycetes, Eurotiales, Aspergillaceae. The transcript has a single exon. Bases 1 to 273 code for a protein of 90 amino acids.
AUGUCUGAUACUCCAGAAAGCAUCCCGGCCAAGUGGCACCCGGAUGAUAAGCAACUUUUCCAACGACCCUCUAAGCCUGGCCCGUCUGCACCAGAUGAGCAAAACGCGCCGCCUUGCAAUCGAUUCUGCUCAUAUAUGCCGAGUAGUGAGUACCACGUUGCGCCCAUGAAGACACGACUGUCACGGUCUGACGGUAUUGACUGGCCCGGCUUCCGGACGGGGCUGCCGACGAGCCCUAUCAACAUAAUCUACUCGCGGCCUGGAUACAAAUAA